Molecule: messenger RNA, 1567 nt
Organism: Brienomyrus brachyistius
Lineage: Eukaryota; Metazoa; Chordata; Actinopteri; Osteoglossiformes; Mormyridae
Product: germinal-center associated nuclear protein-like
Exons: 7
Coding region: 36-1562 (508 amino acids)
Source: RefSeq, a predicted model, not a curated record
AAGGCCAGUUGGCAUUGGAGAAGCGGAAGGGGCUGAUGGGCAUGGGCGCCCUGCUGAUGCUGCUGCCCUCGGCAGUCAGUCCCGGGGCUGAUGAGGAAGACGGGGACAUCUUCCUGUUAUCCGCCCUGCUGCAACUCCGGCAGAUCCAGCAGGCUAAUGCCUGGCCACAGGCCCUUCCUCUGGUGGUGGUGGUCCCAGGGCAGGCUGGGCACAGGGCCAGCGAUGAACGGCUAGAGGAAGACCUGAUGCUUCAGACACUCAUUGAGGAAGGUUUGAUUUCAGAGUACAUGUUCGUCCAUAUCCCCGAGACCACGAACGAACCCCAAGGAUCCGAGCAGAUCCGCCAUGCCGUCAGGUGGCUCGCUGCCCGCUCCACGGCACCAGCCCGGCUCGUCUCGCAGACGUUGGUGCAGGUUGUGGAGGCCGGGCUCUGCCGCGAGUUUGCUGGUAGGCUUCACCGUGAUCGGAGGGACCGUGACAUGGCGGGACUGCCCUCCCAGGGCCCUGCACCCGUCAUCGGCCUCUACAACACUGUCCUGGCUUUCUUGGCUGGCCUUGUGUCGUCCCCGAGUCUGGCUGGCCUCUCCUGGCCCGUGGCAGAGUUCUCGGUGCCAGGGGGUGGUGACUGCCUACCACAUCUGCUCUGGAACUCGGCUGAGCACCUGGAGUGGCUCCAGGGGGCAGUCCUGAGCCUGCGGCUGCCCGACUGGCCGCUGCCAGCCGUGGGGGCUCCUUGGAGCCAGCUGGUUGCCUCCAUCUUCCAGUACGUAUCUCAAAUCCCAUGGUCCCGCCACAGCCAGCCACUCCUUAUGUCCCAGUUGGAGAACCUUUUGGAGAGGCUGCGUCAGGACUGUGUGGGCCGAGGUGGGGGGCCGGACAAGGAGCCCACUUUCUGGGAGGUGCCCUGGGACGAAAUUGUCAUGCUCUGUGUAGAGCACCAACUCCGGGACUGGAACCCUCCUGGGUGCCCCGUGAGUGAAGAUGUCAUCAGUGACGACGGAGAAAUCUCGGUGUAUUUCCUGAGCGAUGGGCUGCAGGGCUUCAUACCGCCGUCCUGCUGGGUGGAUGCCGUAAAGCAGACGCACAGGGACAAGCAGCAGGGGAAGGCAGGGUGUCACCAGAGCAUGUGGCCUCAUCCUCGACUGGCCAGGCCACGUCUUCAACAGAAGCUGUUUCACAGCAUGGUUGAGGACCCUGAGUCCGGAUCCGGUGUUGCCCCUGUUUUGGAUGCUGCCUCCAGCCCCCAGGACCUCCUGGCUCGCAUUGAGGAGGAGAAAGAACAGAGCCGCAGGUUCGAGGACCAGCUGCGUACCUGGCUUGACGUCGAGUCCCUGGGCCCUUCCUCUUCCUCCUCACCACUUUUCUUGCCUUCUUCGUUACUGUCUGUACCGGAGAUCGUAGUGCCCUCCCCAAAGAUGGCUGCCCCACCUGCACUUGCCCUGGUAUUGACCCUGUGCCUACACAGGUGCUCACAUUUUAAGACCCCAAGUACCCUGUGCUCAUCAGUUGAGACUGUUUCUGUGCCCAUUUUUGUAGCAGAAGGAGCGCAGUGUCCGCAGUGACCAGG